AUGUCUCAAUCUUCUCCUUUCUUUUCCAUUGCCCGCGCACAUGCUGGAGCAGGAGGGCGAGCUGCGGCUGCCGCUCUCCUGCUCCGUUGCCCUGCCGCUCAGCUGCCACCUACCAUCCACUGCCCGAGGUACUUCCGUCUGGCUAAAGUGUCACCUGCCAAGACACUGAGCUCACACCUGGUGCUUCCGCGUGCCACACUCUCCUCCUUUGCAAACGCUGACGAUGGCUCCGGUGCAAAACCAGAUGCCUCGGGGGAGCAGAGCGCAGGAUCCGAGCUGUCAGAGAUGGCAAAGGCAUUCCAUAUUUCACCACGGAUGGCCAUGUCAAUCUCUGUGGUGAUUGCAUUUGCAGCUCUCACUGUUCCACUGGCGAUGCGCUCACUGCUCUUCCAUGGGACGACCAAGAUGAAGGUGCUGGCAUAUCUGACCCUCUUGUCAGGAUUCUACAUGGCAUGGAACAUUGGAGCGAAUGAUGUGGCAAAUGCCAUGGGGACGUCGGUAGGGUCUGGUGCUUUGACUCUCCGGCAGGCGGUGCUGACUGCAGCUGUGCUAGAGUUCUCUGGCGCAUUCCUUAUGGGCACCCAUGUCACCAGCACCAUGCAGAAGGGCAUCCUCGUCACAUCUGUCUUCCAAGGAAAUGAUUCUCUGCUCUUUGCUGGAUUGCUGUCCUCCCUCGCUGCUGCUGGUACAUGGUUACAGGUUGCUUCCUCUUAUGGCUGGCCUGUGUCAACUACCCAUUGUAUUGUUGGGGCCAUGGUUGGUUUUGGGCUGGUAUAUGGAGGGGUCAAUGCAGUUUUCUGGAGCUCCUUGGCUAGAGUAUCUUCGUCAUGGCUUAUUUCUCCACUGAUGGGUGCUGCAGUCUCAUUUCUUGUUUACAAGUGCAUACGCAGGUUUGUGUACAGCGCACCAAAUCCAGGUCAAGCUGCAGCUGCUUCUGCACCUAUUGCAGUUUUUACUGGUGUCACUGCAAUCUCGUUUGCCGCUUUCCCUCUCAGCAAGACAUUUUCCAUUGCCGUUCUGCAAGCAUUAGUAUGUGGGGCAAUAGGAGCUGUCUUUGUUAGCAGGGCAAUCAAAAAACAGCUUGGUGACCUACUGUCAUCAGAAGCAGAAAAGAUAGCAACAGCUGACAAUACAGAUGUUCAGCAAGGUGGAUUUGACGUCGCUGGCCCUAGAGGAGCUCAAUUGCAGAUUGUCUACGGCGUAUUUGGCUACAUGCAGGUCCUGUCAGCAUGCUUCAUGUCAUUCGCUCAUGGAGGCAAUGAUGUCUCCAAUGCCAUAGGACCUCUGGCCGCAGCUUUGUCUCUUCUUCAAGGCGUAGCAAGCAGCGCUGAGAUAGUCAUACCGACUGAAGUCCUUGCUUGGGGUGGUUUUGGAAUUGUCGCAGGGCUUACAAUGUGGGGUUAUAGAGUCAUAGCAACAAUUGGCAAGAAAAUCACCGAAUUAACACCCACAAGGGGGUUCGCAGCAGAGUUUGCUGCCGCUUCUGUGGUCUUGUUUGCAUCUAAGCUUGGGUUGCCAAUAUCUGCUACACAUACACUUGUUGGUGCAGUGAUGGGUGUGGGAUUUGCAAGAGGUCUCAACAGAGUCAGAGCAGAGACUGUGCGUGAAAUUGUGGUCUCCUGGGUAGUCACAAUUCCAGUUGGUGCUUUGCUAUCAGUCUUCUAUACAUUAAUCUUGACCAAGAUUCUGAAAUACUUUAUGUGA
Molecule: messenger RNA, 1704 nt
Organism: Triticum turgidum subsp. durum (durum wheat)
Lineage: Eukaryota; Viridiplantae; Streptophyta; Magnoliopsida; Poales; Poaceae
Source: the annotation of a GenBank genome assembly